ACGUGUCAUCACGAUCCGAUUAUUAUCCUCUCGAUCCAACGGACCCAAACCACUCUCUCUCUUUCUCUCCUCCCUCUCUCUCUCUCGCCGCCACCUCCGAUUAACCGUUCGCCGUUUCCGAGAUGGCGGAUUCCGACAACGAUUCAGGCGGCCACAAGGACGGAGGCAGCGCAUCGUCGCGUGAGCAGGAUAGGUUUCUCCCGAUCGCGAACGUGAGUCGGAUCAUGAAGAAAGCGUUGCCGGCGAACGCCAAAAUCUCCAAGGACGCGAAGGAGACGGUGCAGGAGUGCGUAUCGGAGUUCAUAAGCUUCGUCACCGGAGAGGCAUCCGACAAGUGUCAGAGAGAGAAGAGGAAGACGAUCAACGGCGACGAUCUCCUCUGGGCGAUGACGACGCUAGGGUUCGAGGAUUACGUGGAGCCGUUGAAGGUUUACCUGCAGAAGUACAGGGAGGUGGAAGGGGAGAGGACGACGACGGGGAGACAGGGGGAUAAGGAAGGUGGAGCUGGAGGAAAUGGGAGUUCGAGUGGCGGCGGAGUUGGAGGAGGAGGAGGAUAUAAUGGUGGAGGAGGUGCGACGGCGGGAGGAGGGAUGUACGGUGGGAUUGUGACGAUGGGGCAUCAUCAUCAGGGACACGUGUACGGUGGAGGGAUGCAUCACACGCAGCAAAGCGGGUCCGCACGUGCUGAUUAAUUAAGUUCUGACUCCGUUAACUAGCACGUGGUGAUUGAUUAAGCUUUGACUCCGUUAACUCGGAAUGGCUCCCUAAAGCUUAGAUUCACUUAUAUGAAAUGUAGAUGUCUUAUCUUUCUCCUUGCUUACUUAUUAUGUGAAAUGUAAAUGUCUUAUAUC
This is a messenger RNA of Brassica napus (rape), 851 nucleotides long. RefSeq names its product nuclear transcription factor Y subunit B-3. The transcript has a single exon. Bases 123 to 692 code for a protein of 189 amino acids. Gene Ontology annotation, molecular function: DNA-binding transcription activator activity, RNA polymerase II-specific; protein heterodimerization activity; RNA polymerase II cis-regulatory region sequence-specific DNA binding. Lineage: Eukaryota; Viridiplantae; Streptophyta; Magnoliopsida; Brassicales; Brassicaceae. Gene Ontology annotation, biological process: regulation of transcription by RNA polymerase II. The record is from RefSeq and is a predicted model, not a curated record. Gene Ontology annotation, cellular component: CCAAT-binding factor complex; nucleus.